This is a messenger RNA of Gaeumannomyces tritici R3-111a-1, 1382 nucleotides long. RefSeq lists its product as hypothetical. Lineage: Eukaryota; Fungi; Ascomycota; Sordariomycetes; Magnaporthales; Magnaporthaceae. The transcript is spliced from 2 exons. Gene Ontology annotation, molecular function: acyltransferase activity, transferring groups other than amino-acyl groups. The record is from RefSeq and is a predicted model, not a curated record. The coding region runs from base 450 to 1142 and encodes 230 amino acids.
UUCGAUUCUGGGAGGGGAGACAUUACUUUUGGUAGUGUCGCUGUCUUUUUAUCUAGUGAAAGCUCGCAAACGUGUAUUUUCUUUCGUUUACGCGAGUUUAAUAUCCCUGGCAUUUCCUCGCCGAUAGGUGGUGUUGGUUAGGGAUUUAUUUCCCUCGCGAUCCGCUUUCCAACUUCGCUCGGACGUUUAUCUUGCGCUCUACCCACUGGCUGCUAUUAUUAGGUCCCCCUUUUGUGCCAUGUCCCCGCCGUCGUAUCGCUGGCCGCGGGCCGCGAAUUCAUAUCCCUCCGUGGCCCAGCGGACUUAAACUCCCUAUCCUGGCAUUUGAGACUGAUGGGAGCCACGAGGUGUAUAUACACAGCCCAGCGAAUGUCCUGGUUAUCAACCUCGUCGUUAAUGUAAUAACACUCAAACCCCUUCUUCCAUCCACCCAUAAAGCCAGCGUCAGGAUGCCCAUCCACCUCCGCCCCGCCACCGCGGCCGACGUGCCGGCCAUCGCCCGCAUCGGCACCGCGGCCUUCGACCCGUCGACCGACGCCCUGACGGCCGCGCUAUGGCCCGAGCGCCUGCGGCGAGGGUCGGGCCCCCACCCCCAGGAGGCAUGGCGCGCGGCGCGCAAGGCAGCCCGCCUAAAGGACGAGGGCUCCAUCAUCAUGGUCGCCGUCGAGCGGCAGCAGGCACCGGACGACGAGGCCGAGACGGUGGUCGGGUUCGCCUGGUGGACACGCCCCGGUGACGCGCCGGCUGAACCUCCCUCCGAUGAGGCCAUGGGCGAGACGUACCCGCCCGAGAUGGACCGCGACGCCAUGGCGGCCAUGGGCGAGACGCUCGAGGCCGGCGUGAAGGCCAUCUUUGGGGAGGGUGUGGCGCGGCACUGGUACGAGCUCGAGGUGCUUGCGGUGGAUCCCAAUCAACAGGGCAAGGGGAUCGGCAGGCAGCUCACCGAGCGGGGGCUCGAACUGGCAGUCCGGGAACAGAAGGACGUCUUUCUUUUGUCGUCGUCUGCGGGGGACGCGCUGUACAGCAAGGUCGGGUUCAAGCCCGUUGGGGACUUUACAAUGUUUGGCGCCACCCUCCAUUUCAUGAUCUACAAGAACAACCCGGACUCUGUGAUCGGCACCUAUACUCAACCCACUAGUUAAGGGUGUGGCAUUUUAAUGCGAGGGGCUCACACUUGCGUCGGGCAAGACAAGGCGGACGACUCUCCAGAAACUUCACUCCAUAACAAGCAGAUGGCACACGAGUAUGUGUUGAAUCCUUAGAAUUUUAUAUAAUCAAUCAUGUACAAUGUGUAGGUUGCACUAGGGGGUAUCUCUGUUCUAGCUUGCCACUACCGGGCAUAUUAUUGUAGUUGAUACAAUCAAUUCAUGAAAGCGCAACAU